CCUGCCUGAGAACCAGUGGAGAGGAGAGACGAACAAUUACUUCAUUUAGGUGGCAGAGAAAUGGGCGUCGCAAUCCCCUCUACUCCGUGCCAGCACUGAAUAACAGGAUGUAGAGCGGCCAGCGGGACACUGACGCUCGCACUAUGAUAAACCCGCACCCCACCAACCAACCACCAGCACAGCUCACUAGCGUCGCCGUCGCCGUCGUCGUCGUCGUCCGCCGUCGUCGUCGUUCCCGCGUGCCGGCGCGUCGAUUCGGCGUAGCUCUCUCUCGGCGGGCCGCGUGACCCGUCCGUGACCCCCCUGCAGCUGCCGGCGUGUCCGUGACCCGCCCGUGACCUCCGCCGCGCUCACACACGCGCACGAUGGUCGAACACGGCGAGCUGAUGGCGGAGAUACCGGUGCUCGAGAAGAUGCCUAUGCAGGAGCGGCUGAAGCACGCGCGCAAGCGCCGCUCGCAGCAGCUCAAGAAAUACGGGCAGCGCGAGAAGGAGCACUCGCGCAAGAAGAAGAACUCGUCGGCCGGCGGCAGCAGCGGCAAGAGGAAGGCGGCGGCGGGCCGCGCUGCGCACCUACACAUUCGAUUCGAGCCGAGCGUUAUGCUUCUCGAGGCGGCCGCUCGCAACGACGUCGAAGAAGUUCGGCGGUUGUUGAAGGCAGGCGUGAGUCCUGAUGUGACUAACGAAGACGGCUUGACGGCACUGCAUCAGUGCUGCAUAGAUGACAGCGAGGAGAUGAUGCAGCUGCUGCUGGAAUUCAGAGCGAACGUCAACGCGAAGGAUUCUGAGUUGUGGACGCCGCUGCACGCCGCCGCGACGUGUGGUCACCUUCAUCUAGUCAAACUACUCGUUAAUAAAUCAGCAGAUCUUCUAGCCGUGAACGCUGACGGCAAUAUGCCGUAUGACAUAUGCGAGGACGAAGUGACCCUGGACUACAUCGAAUCUGCGAUGGCUAGCAAAGGUGUGACGCAGCUGCUGAUCGACGACACGCGGUCGGCAACGGAGCGGAUGAUGCUGCAGGAACUGAAGCUGCUCGCAAGCGCCGACAUGGAGUACCGCAACCACAUCGCUGCCACGCCUUUACACAUCGCAGCAGCUAACGGCUUCGUGUCGGUAGUUGAAUACCUGCUGGACAACCACGUGAGCCUUGAUGUGAUGGACAGUGACGGCUGGUUCCCCAUCCACGCCGCCGCCUGCUGGGGACACCCACAGAUUUUAGAGAUGCUUGUAGGAAAUGGUGCUGACAUAGAGGCCAAAACGAAGAAUGGAGAGACGCCAUACGAUAUCUGUGAAGACCCCGAUCUCAAGGACAGAAUCCUGGAGUUGAAGAGUGAACUCGAGCACAAUCUAUCAAAGCGGCCGCUGCACAUGCGGCGGCACAGCACGAACACGCGCAGGCAUCUUUACGGUUCCUGCUCAUCAAUCACGUCUGUCACGUCAAAGUCGAGCCAGUCGAUACGAAGGACAAGCCUGCGGGACAAGUCUAUGCUGUCGCGCAGGGAGGCGCAGGAGGAGGCCAAGCUACGCGUGCAAACAGAGGAAACCAAAGACAGCGUGGCACUCGAUGACGUCGAGGUGACGCUGCCUCCGUCGCCGCGCGGACGCACGCUCGGCUCGCCGAAGCCCUCUCCGAAGAUGCACAUGAAGCAGGAGCGCGCGCAGCGCUCGCCGAAGCCCGGCGAGCGGCCGAGCGUGGCGAACGACACUAGCGGUGACAACAGCUCGCCGAUGGAGCGGCUCGAGCGUGCGAUCCGACCGCCCGGUGGCGCCCCGGACGCAGCGUGGCAGGGCGAGCGGGAUGAGCACGGCGGCUCGACAGGAUCUAUCCCGGGCACGCUGUCCGACCUGAAGCACAAGCGGCGCUCGUCGAGCGACAACAAGCUGCAGCAGGAGGUGGUGGUGGCGCCCCCUGCCGGGAAGGCGAACGCGAAAAACGGUCGCACGUCACACAACGGCAAGCUGGACGAAAGCGGUAGUGGCGGCGGCGGGGGCGGGACGAGGAUCCAGUUCGUGGAGACUAAGUACAAGUUCAGCAGCCUGCCGGGGGAGGUGGUCGGACCACGGCAGCGGAAGAAGGGCUGCCUGCAGUGUGUCGUGCUGUGAUGCGUGCGUGCUGCCCCGGCAGUGCUAGUGUUACCUUGCCGCUGCUACUGCCGCGUCGGUCCUCACCCCGCAGUAUGUGCGCACCCUGGAUCUGUGACGCGACGGAUCACCUGAAAUCGGUCGCCGAUCGUGGAAAAUUAUGCACAUAAUUGGGCAUGCAUGGGCAAUAUAUGUAUAUUUAUAUGUAUAUGUAUGUCUACGUAUACUAAUUUGUAUAUGUAUAUCA
Messenger RNA from Priapulus caudatus, 2328 nucleotides. RefSeq names its product protein phosphatase 1 regulatory subunit 16A-like. NCBI's taxonomy places the organism in Eukaryota, Metazoa, Priapulida, Priapulimorpha, Priapulimorphida, Priapulidae. Gene Ontology annotation, cellular component: cytoplasm. Gene Ontology annotation, molecular function: enzyme inhibitor activity; phosphatase regulator activity; protein binding. The record is from RefSeq and is a predicted model, not a curated record. The coding region runs from base 366 to 2102 and encodes 578 amino acids. The transcript has 12 exons.